GAACUGAACUAGAGGAUGAGAUCUUUCUGGGUCGGGGAGACUAGUGACAAUCACAUGUACAGUGAUUUUGGUGAAAUUCAGGGGAGGUGAAUGUAGCGGUGUGUAAAAAAUCUUAUGAAUAUUCACCAAAAUCCCUCUUUUAUGUUGUAUGUUUACUUUGGGUUACAACCUCCUGCCUGUGUGUUUUGAGUCUGUGUGUGUGUGCGUGCACCGCGUGAUGACGUAGGCACGUGCGCGUGUGCUCCGGUCACAGAGCUUUCCAACAUGGCCGGAGGUAGGUUGCUGACACGUUGCUCUCUGAUCGACAGAAGUUUGUUAAAGCCAUUAAUUGUAAUCUGUAUAUGAUCACACUGUUGUCUCUUGUUCUAUUUGCUGUCUGGCUCGUCCUGUGUAAGUUUUGCAGACGUUUGAGUUCGCUAUUUGAAGUUCUUAACAAGUUUCAGCCCGAGGGUACAAGGCUAAUGCUAGCGUGCUAAAUUAGCUUGGUCGCGAGCAGGGGAGAUGUCCACUGUGUUUUAAUGGCGCACAUUUUCUCUCACCAGGAGAGCCAGGUCUGGCAGAAUGCACAAUACACACGGCUCAUGGGCUUUUGUAUUCCUGUGUUACAGUGUGUCAUCAUUAAAUGAACUCGAGAUCCAGCUCUGACUCGUAUUUCAUCACUUCACGCCAGAACACAACGCUGAUUUUAAUGGGCGUAACACCACACGGGUUACAUCUGCGCAUGUACCGCUCUGUUGGUCGCAUCCGCAGGCUGUUUCUUUUAGCUAUAAUAUUGUUAUAUUUGGAGGCAUUGAUGAGUUUUCCUGUAAGGUAAGCAUAGGUGUCCGGUAUAAAUAUGUUUGUGACAAUCACCAAAUACUUAGUGUUUCAUAGUGGUGUCAUUGUAUUGUGCUGCAGAUCAUGUACCUGGGUGCAUCCUCCAUAAACCUGGCAUUAACUGCUCUGGCUUUCUUCCAAGCAUCAGCUGAGAAGUUUGGUUUCCACUACAGUAUGUGGUGAUCGGAGGUGGAAAAUCUGGACAUUGCUCGCCUCAUAUUCGGUCUUUGGUACUGGGAGGAGCAGCUUUAUAUCUGGGAAAAGUGUUCAUAACCAACUGUUAGUCGAGAAGAAUGUUGACACUGCUACUUGAACGCUGGCACAGUUCACACACCAAUUUAUUGUGAUAGGACACGUGUUCCUAAUGGCUGGGAGAAUGAUUCCUUUCUCCGUGGAGGGCCACACCUAUCUGGACAAAGACCUGCUGUUGUGCAGCUCCUCCUUGGUGGAUUAAAAGAAUUAAUGAACUUCUCAGACUUAUAAAGUAUUUUGAAAAAGAAGGUUUGAACAGUGUUUUUAAAGUGAAAUAAGAUCUGUUGGAAGAAGAGUUAAAAAUGCAUUUCUGGAAUGAGUCCCAGCCUGAUAACCCUCCCUCUGCUUCCUGCUCUCUAACUCAGCACCUCCCUUCUGUCCACAUGUCUCCUUGUUCCCUCCCCUUCAGAUCUGCACUUUGAAGAUGGGUGUAACCAACAUGUAGAGUUGUGUGAGAGCUGAGAGGCUCCAUUCACUGCCUACACUCAUGCUGUUUAGAUCAGAGCUCAGACUAGUUUCAGUUAUCAGGAAGUGAAACUCACACAGUCACUGACACUGAGAGGAGAAAUGACACAGAAAGGAGUUCAGCUGGACCGAGAAACCUUCUCUUGUUCGAUCUGUUUGUAUCUACUGAAGGAUCCGGUGACUAUUCCCUGUGGACACAGCUACUGCAUGAACUGUAUUAAAGGCUACUGGGAUAUAGAGGAGAAGAUCUGCAGCUGCCCUCAGUGCAGACAGACCUUCACACCGAGGCCUGUCCUGGUCAAAAACACCAUGUUAGCAGAUUUAGUGGAGGAGCUGAAGAAGACUGGACUCCAAGCUGCUCCUGCUGAUCACUGCUAUGCUGGACCUGAAGAUGUGGCCUGUGAUGUCUGCACUGGGAGAAAAAUGAAGGCAGUGAAGUCCUGUUUGGUCUGUCUGGCAUCUUAUUGUGAGGAACACCUUCAGCCUCAUUAUGAUUCACCUCCAUUAAAGAAACACAAGCUGGUGGAGCCCUCCACGAAGCUGCAGGAGAACAUCUGCUCUCGUCAUGAUGAGGUGAUGAAGAUGUUCUGCCGUACUGAUCAGCAGAGUAUCUGUUAUCUCUGCCCUGUGGAUGAACAUAAAGGCCACCACACAGUCUCAGCUGCAGCAGAAAGGACUGAGAGGCAGAGAGAGCUCGAGGUGAGUCGACUAAACAUCCAGCAGAGAAUCCAGGACAGAGAGAAAGAUGUGAAGCUGCUUCAACAGGAGGUGGAGGCCAUCAAUCAGUCUGCUCAUAAAACAAUGGAGCACAGUGAGAAGAUCUUUACUGAGCUGAUCCAUGUGAUCCAGAAAAGAAGCUCUGAUGUGAAGCAGCAGAUCAGAUCCCAGCUGGAAACUGAAGUGAGUCGAGUCAAAGAGCUUCAGGAGAAGCUGGAGCAGGAGAUCACUGAGCUGAAGAGGAAAGACGCUGAGCUGAAGCAGCUCUCACACACAGAGGAUCACAUCCAGUUUCUACACAACUACCCCUCACUGUCAGCACUCAGUGAGUCUACACACUCAUCCAGCAUCAAUAUCCGUCCUCUGAGAUACUUUGAGGAUGUGACAGCAGCUGUGUCAGAGCUCAGAGAGAAGCUACAGGACAUCCUGAGAGAGGAACGGACAAACAUCUCACUGACAGUCACUGAAGUGGAUGUUUUACUGUCACCACCAGAGCCAAAGACCAGAGCUGGAUUCUUAAAAUAUUCACAGGAAAUCACACUGGAUCCAAACACAGCACACACAUGGCUGUUAUUAUCAGAGGGGAGAAGAAAAGUAACACAAAUGAAUCAACAACAGUCUUAUUCUGAUCAUCCACACAGAUUCACUAACAGGUUUCAGGUCCUGAGUAGAGAGAGUCUGACUGGACGUUGUUACUGGGAGGUGGAGUGGAGAGGAGUUUAUGUAGCAGUCGCAUACAAGAAUAUCAGCAGAGCAGGGAAUGAAUGUUGUUUUGGACAUAAUGACAAAUCUUGGGCAUUAAAGUGUCACAACAACCUUUUUACAUUUUUGUACAACAAGAUCCGAACUCCUGUCUCAGGUCCUCGGUCCUCCAGAGUAGGAGUGUACCUGGAUCACAGAGCAGGUAUUCUGUCCUUCUACAGCGUCUCUGAAACCAUGACUCUGCUCCACAGAGUCCAGACCACAUUCACUCAGCCGCUCUAUGCUGGACUUUGUCUUUAUUAUGAUUUUGGAAACUCUGCUGAGUUGAUUAAGCUGAAAUAGACUGAAGUCUUUCAUAUUGUUGUGGGUUUAAAUCUGUAUCUCAGUUUUUCUUCCUCUUCAUGGGCCUUAACAGAGAAAUCAGCAGACCUUCCUUUAUCACACAGAUUUUGUUCUCAUCACUUUGUACAUUUGUACAGAAAUCUAUAAUUACAUUUACAUUUAUCUGUUUGGCAGAUUUUCUUUCAGAAUCCAGAAACAAGAAUCUAUAAUCAUGAUUUUAAUGAUUACGAGGAAUUCGAUCAUUGAUUGUGUUGAAUUUUUAAUGUGUGAACAAACUGAAGGUUAUUCUAAUAAAUCAAAGUUUGAACA
This is a messenger RNA of Archocentrus centrarchus (flier cichlid), 3603 nucleotides long. RefSeq names its product E3 ubiquitin/ISG15 ligase TRIM25-like. The transcript has 2 exons. The coding region runs from base 1636 to 3294 and encodes 552 amino acids. Gene Ontology annotation, molecular function: zinc ion binding; protein binding. NCBI's taxonomy places the organism in Eukaryota, Metazoa, Chordata, Actinopteri, Cichliformes, Cichlidae. The record is from RefSeq and is a predicted model, not a curated record.